Molecule: messenger RNA, 1062 nt
Organism: Phalaenopsis equestris
Lineage: Eukaryota; Viridiplantae; Streptophyta; Magnoliopsida; Asparagales; Orchidaceae
Product: eukaryotic translation initiation factor 4E-1-like
Exons: 6
Coding region: 79-762 (227 amino acids)
Biological process (GO): translational initiation
Cellular component (GO): cytoplasm; eukaryotic translation initiation factor 4F complex
Molecular function (GO): translation initiation factor activity; RNA 7-methylguanosine cap binding
Source: RefSeq, a predicted model, not a curated record
GCCAUUGUCACCCAAAUUUUUCGUUACCAGUGGUGUAUUAAAGUCCAGACAGAACAGAAAAUUUUUCUCUGGUCAAUCAUGGCGGAAGAACUUGCUGCGGCGGCGGCAGGGCUGACGCUGGAUCAGGAGGGAGAGAGGGAGAGCGAAGCCGCAUCGACAGGGGAGUUGGAGGAAGGGGAGAUUCUGAAUGAUGAGUCGCAUGAGGGCUCGUCUGCGGCGAAGAUCCAAUUUCAUCCAUUACAGCACUCUUGGACAUUUUGGUUCGACAAUCCCUCAGCUAAAUCCAAGCAGGCUGCAUGGGGCAACUCUAUUCGGCCCAUCCACACAUUCGAUUCUGUCGAAGAUUUCUGGAGCCUCUACAAUAAUAUUAAUCGCCCGAGCAAAUUAGUUGUGGGAGCAGAUUUCUACUGUUUUAAAUACCCAAUUGAGCCUAAAUGGGAGGAUCCAAUCUGUGCAAAUGGAGGGAAAUGGACUAUCACCUGCGCACGAGGAAAAUCAGAUACUGUGUGGCUGUAUACUUUGCUGGCAAUGGUUGGUGAGCAAUUUGACAAUGGUGAUGAAAUUUGUGGAGCAGUUGUCAAUGUGCGUGCAAGGCAGGAAAGAAUUGCUCUUUGGACAAAAAAUGCUUCUAAUGAAGCUGCUCAGAUGAUCAUUGGAAGACAAUGGAAGGAACUCAUGGACUACAAUGAGUCUAUUGGUUUCAUAUCGCAUGAUGAUGCAAAGAGGCUUGACAGAGCUGCCAGGAAUAAGUAUACUGUAUGAACUUUUAUGUUCUCUGACGCUGAACGGUUAUCCAUGGAGGUACGGACUGGCUUGGGAACUCUUACGAGUACUCGUAAGAGGCGUAGUAAUCUAGUAAUCGGUUAGAUUACUGUUUGAUUUUGCUCGAUAAUGCUCCUAUUUAUGUCAUUAUAUUUUUAAUCAAUUGUGGAUGUAUACUUUGUGGUAAAAUCAAUAUCUUUCAUGAAGUAUAAAGAAGAUUCGACUCUCGGUUUGAUAUCUAUCUGACGUGACAACUAUCACAACACUAAUAAUUCAAGGAAUGGAAUGAAAAUUUUGCAA